Messenger RNA from Syngnathus typhle (broad-nosed pipefish), 6163 nucleotides. RefSeq names its product tensin-2-like. The transcript has 28 exons. Gene Ontology annotation, biological process: peptidyl-tyrosine dephosphorylation. Gene Ontology annotation, molecular function: protein binding; protein tyrosine phosphatase activity. The coding region runs from base 828 to 5942 and encodes 1704 amino acids. Lineage: Eukaryota; Metazoa; Chordata; Actinopteri; Syngnathiformes; Syngnathidae. The record is from RefSeq and is a predicted model, not a curated record.
GCGAAACCAUCACAACAGAAUCAUUUGAAAAUAAACAAGAACCUAGAAACACGUGCGGAGUAUUUUCUGCGCUCUCUCGGCUGAAAGAGUUGGCUCCCCUUUCAGGAUAUCUUGGCUGAUUGGACCAUAUGUAUGUUGUUUACAUACUUGAGCACAGUGAACAAGAGUCUAGGGCUGAGUUGGCGGCGUGACGAGCAUCCUAUCUGCCGCCGUCACCGCUGUGGUUUUCUGGCUUGUUUUCCAGACAAUACCAACAAUGUGCUUUACGACUAAGCCGGCCAAAGGGAGGCCGCCUGCAUCUGGGGGCAGGAAGCCCAAGGAGAUGAGAUGAGAGGGAGGAGGGGAUAAGAACAGAGAGGUAAUUGUGUGUAUAUAUAAGAGUGAGGUAACCUAGCUGAGCGGCAGAGGCAGAGCGGGCAGGACAGGGAGAUGUGUUCUUGGGAUGGGAAGAAUGGGGAAAAAAAGUGAAGAAAGUGUAGCUGGAUUCUGGAGAGUCAAAGGAAUGAGGCAAGUCGGAAAGUGUGUGUGUGUGGGAAAAACAGAAUAAUGGAGCAGCAAGUGCCAGCAUGGAGUUGAGUAAGAAGUGUUUGUAAAGUGUACUUGGAAAGGAAAGAGGGGUGAGCAUAUCCUCCCCUCUGUCCCUUCUCGCAAGUCGAGCCAGGCUGUACCAGAGCCAGGAAAAGGGGAAGGGCCUCCAUCUCUUUUUCUGGCUGACAAAAACAGCUGCCCGGAGCCCGAUUGAGAGGCUUUGCAAAGGACCAGGAAGACGAAGACCAGUGGUGAAUAGGAAGGGGAGACAUCCCCGAGGUCAGGACCCGUCCACCUACAUGGGUUGCAUCCUGAGUUCGGAUUGGUGCGGGGAGGACGUGGUGGCAGCGGUGCCGUUGGUCAGGAGCCCGUCCCAGAGGAGUCGCAGCCUGGACAGGAGUGACAGUGGCAGGAUGAAGCUGAUGAAGUCGGGGAAGGGGGAGCCUCAUGUCUUCAAGGAGAAGACCUUCAAGAAGCGGCGUCAGUGUACCGUGUGUCACCAGAAUGUGGACAACGUGGGCUCCUUCUGCCGAGUAUGCAAGACAGUCACUCACAGGAAGUGCGAAAGCAAGGUGACCACAGCAUGUAUCCCAGCUCCUGCCAAUGACCUGCAACGCAGAGGGACAGCUCCGUCUCGAAAUGCCCAGCACCUGGGCUCCACAAAGUCUUUGACUUACACCAAGCAGAGGAACACCCUGCCAAGGAGCUUCAGUGCGGACCGUGUGAUGGAGCGAGUGAUGGAGCGCCAUUACGACUUUGACCUCACCUACAUCACAGAGAGGAUCAUCUCCGUCUUCUUCCCACCCAAGCUGGAGGAGCAGCGCUACCGCCUCAACCUGAAGGAGGUGGCCGCCAUGCUCAAGUCCAAACAUCAAGACAAGUAUCUGCUCCUCAAUCUCUCCGAAAGGCGCCAUGAUAUGAGCAGACUAAAUCCAAAGGUUCAUGACUUUGGCUGGCCUGACAUGCACGCUCCCCCGCUGGACAAAAUCUGCGCCAUAUGUAAGGCCAUGGAGACCUGGCUGACCUCUGAUCCCCAGCACGUGGUGGUCCUGCACUGCAAGGGUAACAAAGGCAAAACAGGAGUGAUCAUUGCAGCCUACAUGCACUAUAGCAAGAUCUCAGCAGGGGCGGACCAAGCUCUCAGUACUCUUGCCAUGAGGAAGUUCUGCGAAGAUAAGGUGUCCACUUCUCUCCAGCCAUCCCAAAACAGAUAUAUCUAUUACUUUGGAGGUCUUCUGUCAGGAGCCAUCAAGAUGAACAGCAGCCCACUCUUCCUCCACCAAGUUCUCAUCCCGUCACUACCCAACUUCCAAGGAGAAGGAGGUUACUAUCCCUUCCUAAAGAUCUACCAGUCCAUGCAGUUGGUCUACACUUCAGGCAUAUAUGACCUUCAAGGAAGCGGGGGAAGGCGACUGUGCGUGACCAUCGAACCAGCACUAUUGCUCAAAGGUGACAUCAUGGUCAAAUGUUACCACCGACGAGCCCAAAGUGCUGACAGGGACAAUGUGUUCAGGCUCCAGUUCCACACUUGCACCAUCCAUGGAGCCCAGCUAUGGUUUGGCAAAGGAGAAUUGGACGACGCUUGUACAGAUGAACGUUUUCCAUUGGAUGCCACAGUGGAGUUUGUCUUUUCCUCUGGACCUGAGAAGAUCAAAGGUCGUGAGUACCACAAAAAUGACCCAGCUGUCACUGUCGAUUACAACACUGCUGACCCUGUAGUUCGCUGGGAUUCAUACGAAAACUUGAACCAGCGAUACCAGGACAAUCUUGAGGAUAUUGCCCACACAAGAGGUCCUCUCGAUGGCAGUCUCUAUGCGCAGAUAAAGAAGCGACGGGGUCCAAGUUCUGGCUCUCUUUCUUCAACCAAUGGCAGCAGCCCUGGAGCAGAGGAUAGACCCGAUCAAUUCCUCUCUCAUCGCUCUGAUUCCGCUCUUUCGGCACACUCUAGCCCUUUCAUCCAAUCCUCCAUCCAUCCCGAUCUCCAUGAAGAGACAUUACGUCCACCGCCUCCGACCAGGCAAGAACGAGAGGAGCUUGAGCGUCUUCUUGGAGGCAUUGAGGGAAGGAGGGAUGCCGAGCGAGAGACGGCCAUUCUGGAUGACGGUGAUUCGUCACCUUCGGAACAAACCGGGACGCUGAGGCUCAGCCGGUCCUGUUCCUGCCGAGAUGGAUACAGGUCCCAGCGCUGCGCAGAACCCGGGUGUGACCGCACCCUCCUAAUGCCAAACGGUUACUGCCUUGACCGAGCUCCUGGUACCAAUGGGCACCAUGGCGCGACUCCUCCUAUUUCCAACUCAACUGCUCCUCCCUCUCACAUGGACCUGUGCCAGCACUACAGUCCACACCCCCACCAGUCCCUCCCACCACCAGACUUGGUGUGGGAUCGCCAGAGCAACCAGCAACACUGCCUGCACCGCUCCUGCUCGGAAGCUACCUCGUCACGUCAUCUCUGCCCCUACCCUUCACUUGACCUUCACAAUCAUUCUCAUUAUCCGCUGUCUGCACCAGGUCGGCUCUGCUGCCGAGAGGAUGAUUAUAGUCCCUACCAUCUUCCUCCUCUUGCUCACAGCCACCACCAUCCCCACCCUCACCACCCCAAAUCCUCCACCAGUCCACCCUAUCAAGAAGUAAUGCUAAUGGAAGGUCUGCCGCCCCCUGGCUGCUCUUGCAGGGACUGCAGCAUCAGGAGAGAAGAGGCGUCGGCAGCCUAUCACAGCCUGAGGCUUGAUCGGGGCGACGCCUAUCACUGGGACAGAGAGGCUGAGCUUCAACAGACGGGGUUACGAAGACCCAGGGAGGCAGAAUUAGCUCGAGGAGGAUCAGAGAGUCAUUGGGAGAGGCGUGGCAGAGAGUUCUCCCUUCCUUGGGAGCGAGACAGAGAGGAGCUCCAAUGGGAGAGAGAGAGAGAGGCGGAUUAUUGGCACAAGAGGGAUACCAUGGCCUCCUAUGGGCCACAGGGUCACAAUCUCCCUGCCUUCAACUUUGACCCUUUGCCAUCAUGUCAUCCUGCCUAUCCAGAGGCGUCACGGUCCCACGCUCAUUCCCACCUUGACCUCAAGUACAGCAGCAGUAGCAGCGGCUACCAAACACCCCGGCAGGCGUGCCUCUGCUCACCGUACCAGCCGUCGCCGUCUGAAAGCAGGGGCUACGCCUCAGGCUACCAGUCUGAGUCCACUUCGCCGUUGCCACCUGCGUCCUCCAUGAUGGGGCCCUGUAGCCAUAGCAACGGGUCAUCUGAACAUAAUCACACUCACCACCGUCACCAUCGAGACACACAACACAACUCUGACUCAAACACUGAUGUCAUUCGUAACUCUGGUGAAAGCGUGGGCUGGAGGGACCACAUCACCAACGGCUCCUUUAAAAGGGGUCACAGAGAGCGACACGGUGCGUGUUCUACUCCAUCAGACAUGUCUGGACCGUCCACUCCCGUCCAUACCAGCAGUCCUCUACGUACACAGGAAAGUCCCAGUCCAGGGAGAGAGUACGGGAUCCGGAAAACAGUCACCAAUGACCACGAGGCAUCACAGCCCCAGGAUGGGCACUACUCUUCUGGUAACGUCAUCCCGGAGUCCACGGAGAUCUCCAGAAGCACCUCACCAAUGAAAAGCCAACCGUCAAACACAACCUCACUCACUCAAACAAACACGCACAACCACUGCACUGCACCAACUGUUCCAACUUCGACAACCGCCCCGUCGCAGCAGCACUGUAACCACGGUGCACCAUCAUCAACACAAAACACUUGUUUGGACUCUGUGACGACAACCGCGUCAAACCAGGGAUCCCUCCACCCCUCUUCAUCUGCACUGCAAACCUCACCUGCACCAGCCCACCACCCCCAACAACCCACUUUGGAUACCUCCCAUCCGUCUGAGGCUGCCACGGUGCCUUCCCCAUCGACUCAGGCGGUGUGUCAUCCUCCGAGCCAGACCCAGGCCACCAACUCGGUAGCCAGCCCCUCGUCGCAGGUUAAUGGAUGCUCUUCCCCAACUAGGAGUUCUCUCCCUGAAGCCCUCAAACAUAGCAGCAGCUGUACAACUUCCCACACAAUGCCAACCCCUGCACCGUCUUCCAUCCUGUCCACAUCCAACGACACGGAGGGAUCCCCCAUUUCAGAUAGCCCCGUUCCCGGCUUUGCCACUCUGGGUAGGAAGUUGAUGAUGAGCGGCUCUGACCUCCACAAUCGCAACCACAUUCCUGUCCAGCACGGACCCCCUCACCAUCCCUACCCAGGAAAUGAGCACAAUCCAGCUAUAGACAUCAAUAAGAGGCACUACAACUCCGUUCACCCCCCACAACUUCAUCAAAUAUCCGUCUCCAACUAUUCCACCAUCUCCAUCCCGCUUCCUCACCCACAGCCGCCCCUACCGGAGAAACGCCACGCUCAACCCUGGUCACCCACUGAAGAAGGGCAGGCUCCGAAAGCAAGUGUGAGCCACUCUGGCAACACUCCGCAUCAGCACCAUGUCACCUUCUCACCCACCGUAGGGGAAAUUGCGCCUAGUGAACACCAAAAUGAUGUUGGGUCUGAAGACCAUGAGAUUGGAAACAGAGUCAGUGUGAAGUUUGUCCAGGACAGUUCAAGGUUCUGGUAUAAGCCAGGCAUCUCUAGAGAACAAGCAAUUGUUGCUUUGAAAGAGAGAGAGCCCGGGACCUUUCUGAUCAGGGAUAGUAAUUCCUUCCAAGGGGCCUACGGCCUGGCACUGAAGGUGGCAACACCUCCUCCUAAUGUCAGCCAGCAUAGCAGCAAAGCAGGCGACCCUCUGGAACAUUUGGUGAGGCACUUCCUCAUAGAAACAGGCCCUCGAGGAGUCAAGAUUAAAGGCUGUCAGAACGAGCCCUACUUUGGGAGUCUUUCUGCAUUAGUCUAUCAACACUCCAUCACACCGAUCUCUUUGCCCUGUGCUCUGAAGAUCCUUGAAAAAGAUCUGAUAGGAGAUGUGCCAGAGGUUCAGCCUGUUAGUAACAUCAGCACUGCCGCUGACCUGCUCAAACAAGGAGCAGCCUGUAAUGUCCUCUACCUGAACUCCGUGGAAACUGAAUCUCUGACUGGCCCUCAGGCCAUUGCCAAAGCAACAGACGCCACACUUGGUCGCAACCCGCGUUCCGCUGCCACCGUUGUCCAGUUCAAAGUGACGUCGCAGGGCAUCACAUUGACCGACAGCCAGCGCAGGGUUUUCUUCCGCAGACAUUAUGCAGUGAACAGCGUAACCUUCAGUAGCCUUGACCCAAAGGACAGGAGGUGGACUAACUCAGACAACACAACUGUUAAAGUUUUCGGUUUCGUAGCCAAGAAACCGGGCAGCUUGGCGGAGAACGUCUGCCACCUGUUUGCCGAGCUGGACCCGGAACAACCAGCCUGUGCCAUCGUCAACUUCAUCAACAAGGUCAUGUUGUCACAGCGCCGGUAGAGAGGAACUGCUUUUGUUGUGAGCUUGAGUCCUAACCCUUGUGUUGGGAUUCGCUCGUGAGGGAGCUAAUCGGACUCGAGGGCAUGUGACAUUUUCUCACCAAAAUGAAGUAUGUUGUUUCUCGAUUCUAAAGGGACGAGUAACCUGCAAAAGCAUUUGAUCUGACGCACCUUGCAAUUCUAAACAAACAAACAAACAAACAAACAAACAAACAAAUAAAC